AUGUUCGUGGCCGGCCUCGAUGCUCCUUCUCCUCAAUCUCCAAUCGAUGCAGCGCCAACGAGACUCCCGGAUCCUUUCACCCUUCUUACUGCUCGUCUUCGUGAAGCCUUGCUCUCCCAGCGCAAAGUAUCCAUCUGGCAGCCCGACAAGAACAAGUCAUUUCAAGUCCUUUUGGUCGACAAGGACAUCCGCUUUCCUCCCCGGAAAAUCGGGCCUCAGGACGACUCGCAGCAUGCCGUGCCGCAUUCUCCCCUCUCUCCAUUGACGCCUUCUUCCCCUUUGUAUCCUGACGGGCUCAUCGCACCCAUCUGGAUUCGCAAGCAUACAACUCUGGUGCCGUCAGUAUUCGUGUUAUUCCUGCGCCUCUUCGAAUUUCCCCUACACAAUCUCCGGUCGCCGUUGGACGCUCCAGAUCCUGAUCGCGAGAAGGACAGGGAGCAGGAAGAGCGGAAGCGGGAUGGAGAGCUGGCUUCAUAUGUCGCGUCGAGGAAAAAGUCUACUAAUGAGCGCAACAUGAAGCUUACCGUGGUCCUCAUGGCGAGCAGAAGGAUGCUAGACGAUCCUGCACUGGAUGCUAGAUUAACCUUUAUACGAAAACAGAGUGGCCUUGAUGCCAGAGCUGCUUUGUUUGUUCUUAGCCCCGUAAGCUCCUCGGAAUUGGGCGACUUUGUACAGAGCCUUCAGCAAGCGUUGUACGAACCGGCAGUGGAGUAUUACACUUCACAUUCCAAGCGUGUCAGGCGUAAACGGAACCGUCACACCCAAGCCGUAUCAUCAUAUUCAAACCCUCUAAGCCCUGUCGGCCAUCCUGGAACCAUACGGCCUCUGCGUCCGGAAGGUUGGACUGUUCGGUAUGAAUACAAGAUGGCUUGCUUUGCCGAGUUCCGAGGGGAAGAUGAAGUCGCUCUCAAACACUAUCAGGACGCGUACGAGGUUCUUGCCGUGAUGUUCGGUUCCAUGUCAAUUCUUCCACCCCGCACCAAGCGAUGGGCUGAAGCCAAAGUACUUGCUGAUUGUAUCAACAUCAAAAUAACAAAGCUAUACCUGUAUAACAACGAACACUCCCUGGCAUUGUCCCACCAUACCACCCACAUCAGAAAGUUUGGUGAUCUAUCACGGGGAUGGGGGAUUGGUGAGGAGACUUUCGAGUAUUGGAGUUGGGUGGCUCGACAGUACCGUAUUCUCGCAGAGCUAUUGGAACAAGGGACGCAUUCAACGCUCUCUCUCCCCUCUCAUCGUCCUGUUGCUUAUAACACCGCCCUCUAUACUUCUACGGCUCAGAAUCCAUCCAGCUCUCGAGGGUCCACUCCCGCGUUAGAAACGGAUGCAUUGCGAUCUUUGGGAUUGAAUCCGAGCUAUGCUUUGCAGCAUCCAGGGUUCUAUUAUUACAUGGCUGCCAGAUGCACAGAAAUGAGAAGAGAACGCUUCCUCAUAGCGUUGGACGCCGAGGGCGUCUCCAAUUCACCAGGCUUUGCAAACGAGAAGAAGGUCGAUCACCUUGUCAUUAUUCUCGAGUUGUACACCAAGUCAUAUGAGCUGUUCAAGAAAUAUACCCCAAGCUCUCAAGGUCAAAGCCAAGCUCGGCUGACCCUCUGGAUCGCAUAUCGCAUCGGACAAACAUAUUUUGAUUCUGGUAAGUUUGACAUGGCGAUCCGCUUCUUUGAACGAAUCGCGAAGACAUACCGCCGCGAGAAUUGGGAUCCUAUGUUAAGGCCGCUACUAACGACGUGGUACGCUUGCGUUCAGCAACUCGGUGACGUAGAAUUGAGCGUACGGCUGCUCAUUGAAAUGUUAGGGCAUGGCGUCGACGAAUCAGAGGAGCCAGAAACACUUCAGGAUGAUUUGCUUGCGGUUCUAAAGAGCACGGUACCCUCAUCGCCGGAUGAACCGUUCAUUAUCGACCUUUCCGGAUCGCAACCAAUAUUUGAUUCCAAUGUCGUUUUCUGGACUCAUGAAGUGAAGGUCGGACAACCCGUUGCAUUCCAGGUCUCAAUCACUGCGCCUUCUGACGUGGCGAUAUGCGAGCUCCCUUUCAUGUCUUUGUCCAUUCGAUUUUCAGACGAUACUUUGCCAUUGGUUCUUCUUCAACAUUCAGGUGCCGAAAUAGACGAACCGUCCAAGGUUACUCAUAUUAACCUUGGACAUAUUUCCAAGACAGGCACGGAUGUGCCGCCUACUUUAAAAACAAAUUUGCGAUGGAAACAGGAUUCGACCCUUGUAUUGUCAGGAACAUUCUCAUCGGAGGUCCCAACAACGCUCAAGAUCGAGGAGCUUCUCUUGACGUUGACAGAGGGUACAUGGAAUAUCCAGAUACCAAUGGAUCCAUGCAGUUAUAGACACAAGAUCCUGCCUACGAGCAAAUGGCUAGCUUCGCUGAAGCCUCUGAAAUUCAUCAAUGUCAAACGUGAAAAUUCAUCUUCUAUGAUUGUUCGUCAUCGCUCCCAUAAUGUUUUAUUAUCGUUAACGCACCAUUCGCCUGCGUGUAUCGACGAAGUAUAUCCCAUUUCCAUCGAGGUUACGAAUGCCGAUAAUAGAGAGCUGGAGGUCACAAUGGAUAUACUUUUGCAGCCCACAGAGGUCGACGAUGCAGUCAACUCGAUAACUCUUGAUGACGAGCAAUCCUCUGGUCUUAUCAAGGGCAUCUCUUUUGGCGUCCUUAUGCCAGGCGUGAGCUCAAUCAAAACCUUGAAUCUCUUCAACACAGGCGGUGCUGGGGAUAGGAUGAUUGAUAUAUCCAUUCAGUCACGGGUAUCGUCGAGAGAUGAUCCUAAGGAAGAUUUGUCGAAGUCGGAUAUGGAAGAUGUGUCAGAGAUUCUACAGACGCUGACAGUACCUACUGUCAAAGCGCUCAAAGUCACAUAUGACGUCGCAUAUAGGCGUCAUUUGGAUGAGCGGCUGGGGUUAGCGGAUUUGAGAAGGUUUGAAGAAGACUUUUGGGAUGAUGGUGAAGCAGGAGAGGCUCUUGUGACUCUCAGGUUGGAGUGUGCGGGGCCGUGGGCCUUGGAGUUGCAGAAAGUUACUCUUGAAAGACAGAACAAUGAUGGUGCAAAAGUUUUGGAAACAUCGACCGAUAUGUUCGAUGAAGCGGACUUCUCCUCAGAAUAUGUUCCAGGCGACGAGUUCUCGGGCUUAUGUCGGAUAAGCCUGCAAGGGGGUGAACAGUAUAUUCCUGGACCGGGUACCUAUCUGGUCCAGUGGUGUAGAAUACACGAUGACGGAACAAGAGGAUCGACUUCAACGAGUGUAUUCCCACUUCCUUCACUGCGACUGCCUACCGAUGGCUUGGUUGGACUCCUCCAAAUAUCUCCUGUUGCUCGACUACACCAAGCCCUCCCACUAACACUGAGAAUAUGCAAUAAUCAUCCUACGCGAUCAGCGACUUGUACCGUCCAUGUGGAGCCCGACCCAUCUGAUGGGUUUGUUAUCGCUGGUCUGCGUAGCGGUAGGGUUCCUAUCCUCUUGCCAGGGACGGAGGAGAAGAUACUUUGGAAUUUGAUUCCCAUUGAGUGUGGGUAUAUCAAGCUCCCGAAGAUAAAGGUCGUUGAUCACAGGAAAUUGAUCAUCAACGUACAAGGAAUAGGCGAAAGUGAGGUGGAAGGCCAGGCGGUCAAGAUUGUCGAUGUCAGACUUGAUCGGAGAAGGGAAAGUGUAAUUGCUGAGAGUAACGAGACGGAGCAGGAGGGCGGGAAGAAUACAAGGCCUCCAGAUCCGGAGAAUGACUCCGAGGAAAUAUGGGGUACUGUGCUUGUGCUACCGUAG
Molecule: messenger RNA, 3759 nt
Organism: Guyanagaster necrorhizus
Lineage: Eukaryota; Fungi; Basidiomycota; Agaricomycetes; Agaricales; Physalacriaceae
Exons: 18
Coding region: 1-3759 (1252 amino acids)
Molecular function (GO): protein binding
Source: RefSeq, a predicted model, not a curated record